This is a messenger RNA of Verticillium alfalfae VaMs.102, 1141 nucleotides long. RefSeq lists its product as hypothetical. The transcript is spliced from 2 exons. Bases 1 to 1080 code for a protein of 359 amino acids. NCBI's taxonomy places the organism in Eukaryota, Fungi, Ascomycota, Sordariomycetes, Glomerellales, Plectosphaerellaceae. The record is from RefSeq and is a predicted model, not a curated record.
AUGGUGCGGCUUUUCACGAAGCUUGUCGCAUGUCUUGCUGUACAGGCCGCAGGCGCAUACGUCCAUCCGAGCAUGGUGACUAUCACGAAUGACAUAAGAAGGCAUCAAGAAGCGCCGGUACCGACGCCUCCUAUACAUGGACUGGAUAGGCGCCAAACAGAUGGUGCUGGCCGGACGUAUACUCGUACCAUUGCCCCUGACUCUGUCUGUGGCUACCUUUCAGCCUCACCUGGCAACGACAUUGUCUGCGAAAACGGCGAGCGCUGCAACUGGGUCAAAGCAAAUGGGCUCAAUGCCGUCUUCUGUGGCAUAAGCAAGAAUUUCCUCCCAACAAAGCUUGUGGCUGUAUCAUCCGUACCAGGCACUGACAUCACCGCCGCAAAGACCGAUGGAGCAGCACCAUACUGUCGUACAUACGCUUAUCCAGAAGGCAUACGCGACUACAGAUGUGCCUCGACGCCCGUAACCGUGGCACAAAGUGCGGACUUUACCUAUGAAGGACAGGUAGGCCGUUCUUUUGAGACGACAGUCGUCUCCAAUAUUGCAAGGACGACCGAGGAAUCCCAGAGCGAUUCGACUCCCGCGACAGCCUCCUCGAGAACAGGAACAACACCAAUCUCCACUUCGGAUUCCUUAAAUUCGUCAAACGAGUCGAAAGGAAGUAGUGUGCCAGUUGGCGCGAUAGUUGGUGGUGUAGUCGGAGGCGUUGCCUUGAUCGCUCUCAUCGCUGUCGCCAUUUUCUUCUUUCGUAAAAGAUCCACGCGGAAACGAAACUCGCCGGCAGAGAAUAUUGACGGCGGCUAUCCUUCGGUUCAACAAGUCUAUCCCGAGCCUGACCAACAGGUGUACCCACUACCAUCACCACGUAGCGAACUUGACGGCUCAAAAAGCGGCAUGAUUUCGCCCGUCCAGUCCACAGACUAUGGACGGCCCGAUUCUUCGGCUUAUGACGGUCAGACAGUCAGUGAUAUGCACAGGCCGUACUCGCCGGAAGCCCAGUCUUCAUUCCAACAACCAGUGGCGUACGAGAUGGACCAAGGGAACAGCCACAAUAGGGGACAGGUGCAUGAGAUGGGCUGACGGCUUACCUAGCUGGGCAGAUAUAGAGAGGGCACAUGGUGGUACGCUUCAAUUCACACAU